This is a messenger RNA of Gaeumannomyces tritici R3-111a-1, 1318 nucleotides long. RefSeq lists its product as hypothetical. Gene Ontology annotation, molecular function: hydrolase activity, hydrolyzing O-glycosyl compounds. The transcript is spliced from 3 exons. The coding region runs from base 168 to 1160 and encodes 330 amino acids. Gene Ontology annotation, biological process: carbohydrate metabolic process. The record is from RefSeq and is a predicted model, not a curated record. NCBI's taxonomy places the organism in Eukaryota, Fungi, Ascomycota, Sordariomycetes, Magnaporthales, Magnaporthaceae.
AUCUGCAUGUAUAUACAUAUAUAUAUGUAUAUAGUGGCCCGUCCAGCUACGCUACCCUCAUCUAAGAAGGACCCGGCUACCCAGGGCACUCAUCCAUUCACCUGCUCAAGCAUCUCACACUUCUCCGGUCCAGGCACACAAAGUCGACUCGUCACAGCACAGGCAACAUGAGGGGCCUAUUCGCACUUCUGCUCCUGCCCCUGGCCCUCGCGGCCCCGACACCCGAGGCCGGCGAGCUCGUGGAGCGCCAGGCGGCCCAGAGCAUCGACCGUCUCAUGAAGGCCAAGGGGAAGCUGUAUUAUGGCACGGCCACCGACCAGGGCCGCCUCGGCCAGGGCAAGAACGCCGCCGUCAUCCAGGGCAACUUUGGCCAGGUCACGCCCGAGAACUCGAUGAAGUGGGAGUCGAUCGAGAGGAGCAAGGGCCAGUACAACUGGGGACAGGCCGACUACCUGGUUGACUGGGCUACCAAGAACGACAAGUCGAUCCGUGGCCACACCCUGGUGUGGCACUCGCAGCUCCCCGGCUGGGUCAGCAACAUCAACAACAAGGCCGAGCUCACCAAGGUGAUCCAGGACCACGUUGCCGCAGUCGUGGGCCGCUACAAGGGCAAGAUCCGGGCCUGGGACGUCCUCAACGAGAUCUUCAACGAGGACGGCUCGCUCCGCAGCUCGGUCUUCUCGCGGGUGCUGGGCGAGGACUUUGUGCGCAUCACGUUCGAGGCGGCGCGCAAGGCCGACCCGGACGCGGUGCUGUACAUCAACGACUACAACCUCGACAGCCCCAACGCCGCCAAGCUGACGCGCGGCAUGGUGGCCAACGUCAAGAAGUGGAUCUCGCAGGGCAUCCCCAUCGACGGCAUCGGCACGCAGGGCCACCUGCAGUCCGGGCAGGGCAGCGCGCUCGCGGGCGCCAUCAAGGCCCUGGCCGACACGGGCGUCAAGGAGGUGGCCGUCACGGAGCUCGACAUCCAGAACAACAACGCGAACGACUACGCCGCCGUGACCAAGGGCUGCCUCGCCGUCAAGUCGUGCGUCGGCAUCACCGUCUGGGGCGUCCGCGACCAGGACUCGUGGCGGCCCCAGGGCAACCCGCUCCUGUUCGACAGCGGCUUCAACGCCAAGGCCAACUACAACGCCAUCGUCCAGGCUCUGCAGUAGGCGGUCGCCAGUUCAUGCGCCUUUGACAAGAUUACCCGCAUACCUAGACGCCUAGGUAUCUCCUGAAGGGGCCUUCUCUGUAUAUAUCUUUUUUGCUUAUAUAUACUUCAUCACCUUGUACAUGUGCUCGCUGGCUGCUCAGCCACAGCAGAUCUUUA